Blepharisma stoltei is the source of this 264-nucleotide messenger RNA. The record is from the annotation of a GenBank genome assembly. Lineage: Eukaryota; Ciliophora; Heterotrichea; Heterotrichida; Blepharismidae.
AUGCCAGAAAUUUUGGUAUUUUAUGUUACUGAUACUUCGAAUAAGAAUAGAAAACUUGAGACAGAAAUAAAUUUCCAGGAAAGUGACUAUAGACUAUAUGCUUUAAUAUGCUAUUAUGGAGGCGGGCAAUGUGGCCACUAUAUUGCUUAUACUUGUGAUAAUGGAAAAUGGUAUAAGUUUAAUGACGCUUUUGUGACAGAAGAUCCUCCUGACUAUAAUCAUGCUUAUAUACUUUUUUAUUUAAAAUUAGGUAAUUCUAUAUAA